Aethalodelphis obliquidens (Pacific white-sided dolphin) is the source of this 3183-nucleotide messenger RNA. It is a transcript of the gene MOV10L1, whose product is annotated as Mov10 like RNA helicase 1. Lineage: Eukaryota; Metazoa; Chordata; Mammalia; Artiodactyla; Delphinidae. Gene Ontology annotation, molecular function: helicase activity. The coding region runs from base 121 to 2685 and encodes 854 amino acids. The record is from RefSeq and is a predicted model, not a curated record. The transcript is spliced from 20 exons.
AGAAAUCCUCUCUCUGUUCAUGGCUAAUUUUCCUUUUCCAGGAAUAAAGGAGACACUCCUCAAAACUUAGUCAGCUGCAAGUUGGGUGGCUGGGAUAAAGCUAAACAGUUCAGAUUUCAGAUGCUGGAUAAAAUCCAGACGUGCCCCGAAGUGUCUCUUGUUUCCGUUCCUGAGAAGGAGAAGAAUUUUGCGGAUGAAAAUAUUAACUCAUUAGACAGCUGCAGGAAAAACAAAACCUAUCAGACAUUGGAGAGCAGUCUGGUGAACAACAGAGAAGCCUCUCCAGAUGACUAUGCCUGUAAAGGAGAAAAGGAGAAGAAUGUGUCACAGAAGCCCGAACCUGGUGGGCUCAUUCCUCCAGGUGGAAAAACCCUGAUCGUGGUUACCUGUGAUGCAAAGAAUUCUGGCCGCUGCAAGGAGCUCCUUCUGCUUUGCUUCUCCAAUUUCAUAAUCGGGCGAUUCCUUGAAGUGAACGUCGUAAGUGAGGAGGAAUCACUGAUAGCUGUCCGAGAACCCUUUUCAUGGAAGAAGUCUAAAAGUUCCCAAGUGUUAGCUUCCACCAAAACUACAGUUGUCAUGACCAUGCAGAAAAGGAACCUGAGACGACAGCUUCCGAGUUUUCUCCCGCAGUACCCGAUACCAGACAGGCUUAAAGAAUGCGUGGGGCAGAAAAUCGACAUCCUGACCUUUCAGCCGCUACUCGCAGAGCUUUUGAAUGUGUCAAAUCACAAGGAGAAGUUUUCAACUUUGCUCUGGCUUGAGGAGAUUCAUGCAGAAAUAGAACUGAAAGAGUAUAGUAUGAGUGGGGUCACCUUGAAAAGAAACGGGGACUUGCUGGUUCUGGAGGUCCCAGGAUUAGCUGAAAGUAGACCUUCUCUUUACACAGGUGAUAAACUGAUUUUAAAAACUCAAGAGUACAGCGGACACGUCAUCGAGUACAUCGGCUAUGUGACUGAGAUUCAUGAAGAAGAUGUAACCCUUAAACUUAAUCCAGAGUUUGAACAAGCAUAUAACUCUGAACCUAUGGAUGUGGAAUUUACAUACAACAGGACCACCAGCAGACGGUGUCACUUCGCACUUGAACAAGUUGUCCACUUGGGCGUAAAAGUGUUGUUUCCAGAAGAAAUCAUUUUACAGUCUCCCCAAGUGACAUGGGAUUGGAAACACGCACAAGACAUCAAAAACCACGGACAGCCCACCUCCAAGAAUAGGAAAGCCUUGAAGGACCAAACUAAGCACACCCCAGAGGAGCAGCGAGCGGGUGCCCAGGACACACCAGGGCCAUGGGCGUUCGCCACAGAGACAGGCAGGCUGGUCAGCGGAGCCCCGAAAGCGAGAGAGGAGUUUUUCAACCCCCUGCUGAACGAAAACCAGAAGUUGGCGGUGAGGAGGAUUCUGAGUGGAGACUGCCGCCCGAUCCCCUAUGUGCUCUUUGGGCCUCCUGGGACUGGCAAGACGGUGACCAUCAUAGAGGCUGUUUUACAGGUCUUCCACGCUCUGCCGGACAGUCGGAUCCUGGUGUGCGCACCCUCCAACAGCGCGGCCGACCUUGUGUGCCUGCGGCUGCACGAGAGCCAGGCACUGCGGCUGGGCGCCAUGGUCCGUGUGAACGCCACCUGCAGGUUCAAGGAGAGCGCCACAGAGACCAUCAGGCCGUAUUGCAGAGAUGGGGAAGACAUCUGGAAGGCCUCUCGCUUCAGGGUGGUCAUCACCACGUGCAGCAGCGCGGGACUCUUCUACCAGAUAGGGUUGAGAGUCGGACACUUCACGCACGUGUUUGUGGACGAAGCGGGCCAGGCGAGUGAGCCCGAGUGCCUCAUCCCCCUGGGGCUGGUCUCAGACGUCAGCGGCCAGAUCAUCCUGGCCGGAGACCCCAUGCAGCUCGGACCGGUCAUCAAGUCCAGACUUGCCACGGCCUAUGGGCUGCACGUCUCUAUGCUGGAGAGACUGAUGUCCCGACCAGCGUAUCUGCGAGACGAAGAUGCUUUUGGAGCCUGUGGUGCCUACAACCCCUUGUUGGUGACGAAGCUCGUGAAGAACUACAGGUCCCACUCAGCUCUGCUGGCCCUGCCAUCCAGACUGUUCUACCACCAAGAGCUGGAAGUCUGCGCAGACCCCAGGGUGGUGACCUCCUUGCUGGGCUGGGAGAAGUUACCCAGGAAGGGCUUCCCCCUCAUCUUCCACGGAGUGAGGGGCGAGGAAGCUCGAGAGGGGCGAAGCCCAUCGUGGUUCAACCCUGCCGAGGCCGUCCAGGUCAUGCGCUACUGCUGCCUGCUGGCCAGAAGCAUCUCCAGCCAGGUGUCCGCUGGCGACAUCGGCGUGAUCACGCCUUACCGGAAGCAGGUGGAGAAAAUCAGAAUUCUUUUGCAAAAUGUUGAUCUGAUGGAUAUAAAGGUUGGAUCCGUGGAGGAGUUUCAAGGGCAAGAGUAUCUGGUUAUCAUCAUCUCAACUGUGCGGUCAAAUGAAGACAUAUUUGAAGAUGAUAGAUAUUUUUUGGGAUUCUUGGCCGACUCAAAAAGAUUUAAUGUUGCAAUCACCAGACCCAAAGCCUUGCUGAUUGUGGUGGGAAAUCCUCAUGUUCUUGUCAGGGAUCCGUGUUUCGGGGCUUUGCUGGAGUACAGCAUCACGAAUGGGGUGUACACGGGAUGCAACCUGCCGCCCGAGCUGCAGCCCCUGCAGGAGUGAGCACUGCCGUCUCCUGCCCCUGCGGGCCCUGCCCCUGGGCUGCAGCCACCCUCCACCCGGCCCUGGGAUGACAUUUGGGGUCAGUGCCUCCUUCCUUUCACAGCUUAAUGAGCAAACUUCAGUGCCCCUCGUAAGACCACCCUGGGAAGAGGGGGCUGCCGCCCCCCCCCCCCACGGUGGUCCCUGAGCGUGAGCCUGAGCUGUCAUGGGGACCCCGCUCACUGGACCCCGCAUUUCCAAGUCUGCUGCCAUGGCCGGGUGUGCGGCCGCCCCUCUCUGCCCAGCAGAGCCCCUGCUGAGAAGCAGUGGCCAGAGGCCACGUUCCACACCCCGAGGGACACCAUCUGGGCUGCGGCCUGCCUAGUUUCCAGCCGUGGCCACAGGCCUGAGACCCCUGGUCUGAUGUCUGCUCUCGCUGCUGUCAGCUCCGCACGCAGCCUGUGCCCACCCCUGGGCAGUCUCUGCAGCUGUCACCGAAAUAAAUGCUUGAGUGGGACA